Messenger RNA from Akanthomyces muscarius, 1968 nucleotides. RefSeq lists its product as uncharacterized. Lineage: Eukaryota; Fungi; Ascomycota; Sordariomycetes; Hypocreales; Cordycipitaceae. Gene Ontology annotation, molecular function: transmembrane transporter activity. Gene Ontology annotation, biological process: transmembrane transport. The transcript has a single exon. The record is from RefSeq and is a predicted model, not a curated record. The coding region runs from base 1 to 1968 and encodes 655 amino acids.
AUGCCAACUCCGUCCGCCGCCUCGGAGCGGCCCCGACGCUCCAACGACGAAAACAACUCUGUCCCGGAUUUGUCGUCCAGUUCCGCACCCAAGAAAGCCAUCGCCGUCGCGGACGCGGAAGCAGACGAGGACCAGAAGCCUGAACCCAAGGACAAUGCUCACGCAGAGAUUGGCGUCAGCCGAGUAGAGGCCUUCAACAAGGUGCUCUACCAGUCUGGCCGCGCAGGACAGAUUCUCCUCUGGCUGCUCGCCAUCUCCAUCUCCCUCACCAUGUUUGCCUACGCGCUGGACCUGGGCAUCACCACCACCGUCUUCAACACCAUGGCGAGCUCGACAUUCGGAAAGCACUCGCAGCUCGGCGCCGUCGCCACGGCAAGCCAAAUCAUCCGCGCCAUCAGCAAGCCGUUCAUCGGAAAGCUCUCCGACAUCACGUCCCGCCCGACCACCUACGUUGUCAUUCUCUGCUUUUACGUCCUGGGUUUUAUUGUCGCCGCCACGUCGAGCACUUUUGCGGCGUACACUGUUGGCGUCUGCUUUACCGCCAUUGGAAAGUCGGGACUUGACUUGCUCAGCGACAUUAUCGUCGGUGACUUGACGCCGCUGCAGUGGCGAGGCUUCUUUGGCGCUGUCUUGUCGCUCCCGUUUGUGGUGACAGUCCCUAUCAAUGGCUUCCUGGGCGCUGCAUUCGUCGACCGCUGGCGAUGGGGAUUGGGCAUGUUUGCCAUCAUUAUGCCCGUGCUGCUUCUCCCUGCUAUUGCUACACUAUAUGUGAUGCAGCGCCGGGGCGAGAAAGUCGGUAUGGUCACCAUGGCUGCCUCCAGGCGUCUGCGUCAUGGUACGGCCACCGAGGAAGAAAUGUACACCCAAACCACCCGUUUCUCACGCUGGAUUCAGCUCUUGGGCGGUGGACUCAUUGAUAUUGACAUCAUCGGUCUUGUUAUUCUUGGUGUAUCCUUUUCGCUCAUCCUCUUGCCAUUUUCCGUCGCCAAGGAUACUGCAGGUGGCUGGCACAGCCCGCGUAUAAUUGCUAUGCUCGUCGUUGGUUUCAUACUAUUGGUUGCGUUUGUCCUAUACGAGCAUUACCUGUCGCCCAAGCCCAUCAUGAGCCAACGCAUCAUCAAGAACCGCGCCUUUCUCGCCGCCGUCACCAUUUUUACCUUUAACCAGAUGGCUUCAUCUGUGCGCAACACGUACUUGUCGUCAUACGUCUACAUCAUCAAGCAGUGGACAGAAUACGAGUGGAUCAUCUUCCUCGGCAUCACCACCAUGGGCCUCAGUCUGCUUGGCCCUAUUGUCGGUCUUGUCCAGCGCCAUACGCACCGCUACAAGAGUCUCAUGAUAUUUGGCGCCGUUGCCAAGAUUUUGGGCUACAGCCUUCUGCUCGAAACCAAUGGGACAAUGACACAGGGAACCGGCCGCCUCGUUGCCGCCCAGCUCAUCUACUGCCUCAGCGCCUUCAACGUUGUUGGCGCACGUGUAGGCAGCCAGGCGUCUGUACCGCAUGAAGAUAUGGCUUCAAUGAUUUCUCUCCUCACUCUGUGGUCUACGCUGGGGUCAUCAAUUGGAAGCGCUGUCGCAUCAGCCAUUUGGACCAACGAGAUGCUGGACCGCAUGCAUGUCGAGCUCCCUAAUGUAAAUGACAAGACACUGAAAAAAAUCUUUGGCAGUAUCAAAAAGCUGCGCACCGAUUACGCGUAUGACGACCCUAUCCGCCAGGGCGCCAUUCGCGCAUAUUCCCAUGUUAACGGCCACAUUGCCAUCACGGCCCUCAUCCUUUCGGCUCCUCCCUUAUUUGCGACAUUCUUCAUGCCAGACUUUUAUUUGGGCAAGCAGCAAAAUGCUGUUACGAAUACCGGUCUCGAUGGCGAGCGCGUCGAGGUUCCUGAGAGUGAGACCAGGGGUAGGAAUGCUGAUGGCUCGAAGGCGCCGUUUUACCGCAGAUGGUUCCCGUCGCGUCGCACUGCGUAA